Coffea eugenioides is the source of this 666-nucleotide messenger RNA. RefSeq lists its product as uncharacterized. Lineage: Eukaryota; Viridiplantae; Streptophyta; Magnoliopsida; Gentianales; Rubiaceae. The coding region runs from base 1 to 666 and encodes 221 amino acids. The record is from RefSeq and is a predicted model, not a curated record. The transcript has 4 exons.
AUGGCACCUGCUGAGCUCAAGGAGUUGAAAUUACAGUUGCAAGACCUGUUGGAGCGUGGGUUUAUUCAGAAGAGUGGAUCUCCGUGGGGGGCUCCGAGCCGACAAAAGAGCUACGCAGAUAACCGAAGGAAAGAUUUAGAGUUCGAAGUUGGAGACCGUGUUUUCCUUAAAAUUACACCACUACGAAGCAUCACUGCGGGUAGAGGAAAGAAACUUCAACCACGGUUCUUGGGGCCUUACAAAAUCCUCCAACGAGUUGGGAAAGUAGCGUACCGACUUGAGUUGCCGCCAAGUUUAUCUCGGAUUCAUAACGUCUUCCAUGUUUCGAUGCUAAAAAAAUACUAUCCUGAUCCAACCCACGUUGUGCGACCAGAGGAGAUUGAGUUAGAUGAGGCACUCACUUACGAAGAAAGACCUGUACAAGUACUCGAUCGGAGGAUUAAGGAACUGAGGAAUAAGCAAAUUCCAUUAGUGAAGGUUAUGUGGAGAAAUCAUGGAAUAGAGGAGGCAACUUGGGAGUUGGAGGAAGAGAUGAAAAAGAAAUACCCUGAGCUAUUUAGUAACCCGGAUAAGAAUGCCUUCAAUUUUGCUAAUUUCACUCCGCUAGAUGUGGUCGUACAAACUCCUGAUCAGACUGAAAGACUGUUGAUUCUGUGCAAAAAUUAA